GAAGACAGCGUGGGGGAUGUUCUUUAGCUCCGGGCUACUCCGGGCGCUGCUCUUGGAAAGGUUUAUCUUGAGUAAUUGGUUCGGCUAAUUGCAAAUUCUGCCGGCUGUGAAAUAUCAGUACGCUUUAUGUCGGCAUUAUAGUAGAUAUAGGUUUUCCAGACGAAGAUGGGUCAGCAUGUUUCAAGAACUGAUUUUGAAUGGGUUUACACCGAAGAACCGCACGCAUCACGUCGUAAAAUAAUUUUAGAAAAAUAUCCCCAAAUAAAAAAACUAUUUGGAUAUGAUCCAAAUUUCAAAUGGAUAGUUACAGGAAUGGUUUUAACUCAAUUCAUAUCUCUUCUUUUUAUCAAAGAUUUAAGCUAUCCAUUAUUAUUCCUCAUGGCAUAUUGUUUUGGAGGUAUAAUUAACCAUUCCCUUAUGCUAGCAAUACAUGAAAUAGCACAUAAUCUUGCUUUUGGACAUUCUAGACCAAUGGCCAAUAGAUUAUUUGGAUAUUUUGCUAACUUACCUAUAGGUAUACCAGUGUCUGUUAGUUUCAAAAAAUAUCAUCUUAUACACCAUCGUUAUCAAGGUGAUGAGAAAUUAGAUACUGAUUUACCAACUUUAUUAGAAGCAAAAUUAUUUUGUACAACAUUUGGAAAAUUUUGUUGGAUAUGUUUACAACCAUUUUUUUAUGCAUUUCGACCUCUUGUCGUUUAUCCUAUGCCACCCACAUUAUUAGAAUAUAUAAAUUUGAUUAUACAACUUACAUUUGAUGGAUUGUUAUGGUACUUUUUAGGUGGAAAAGUCUUAGUUUAUUUGCUUGCUGGGUCAGCAAUGGCUAUGGGGCUACAUCCUGUAGCUGGCCACUUUAUAUCAGAACAUUAUAUGUAUAAGAAAGGUUUCGAAACAUAUAGUUAUUAUGGUCCAUUAAAUUGGAUUACAUUUAAUGUUGGGUACCACAACGAACAUCAUGAUUUUCCUGCUGUACCUGGUUCAAGAUUACCAGAGGUAAAACGAAUAGCCCCUGAAUUCUAUGAUAAUUUACCACAACAUAAUUCAUGGGUUUCAGUCUUAUAUGAUUUUGUUGUGGAUCCUGAUAUAGGCCCAUAUGCAAGAAUAAAGCGAAAGCAUAAAGGACUUGCUUCAUAAAACUUAGAAAAUUUAAUUUUUUUGCUUUUGUAGAAAUAAUAUAAAUGUUUAGUAUCUGAUACUUAACAUUAUUGGUAUAUUGAAUACAUAGAAUAUUAUUAAUUUAUUUCAUUAUAUUCAGUAUGAAUCAAUAAAGUUAGUUUGUCUUUUGUCAAUAGUAAUAACAAAAACCAAGUUUGAAAUAUAAUAUACACAUUAUAUUAAUAUUUUUUGACAUUUAUAGUAUAUUAUAGUAAAGUAUAAUGGUUUAUGUACAAUUGUGUUUAUAAAAUUAUAUUCUAUGUACCUGCUAAAUUAUCAUAAUGGUUAAAGUGUAAAUGGAAGAUGCUAAAUUAGUAAAAAAAUGUCCCAUUCCACGAUGAUUAUAAAUAAUUUAAGUGUAAUGAAAUGUAAUAAAGAGAAAGUGAAUAUUUAGACAUAAUGAUA
Osmia lignaria (orchard mason bee) is the source of this 1557-nucleotide messenger RNA. RefSeq names its product delta4-sphingolipid-FADS-like protein ifc (gene ifc). Gene Ontology annotation, biological process: ceramide biosynthetic process. NCBI's taxonomy places the organism in Eukaryota, Metazoa, Arthropoda, Insecta, Hymenoptera, Megachilidae. Gene Ontology annotation, cellular component: membrane. The record is from RefSeq and is a predicted model, not a curated record. Gene Ontology annotation, molecular function: sphingolipid delta-4 desaturase activity.